Molecule: messenger RNA, 7876 nt
Organism: Eriocheir sinensis (Chinese mitten crab)
Lineage: Eukaryota; Metazoa; Arthropoda; Malacostraca; Decapoda; Varunidae
Product: inhibitor of Bruton tyrosine kinase-like
Exons: 18
Coding region: 860-5008 (1382 amino acids)
Molecular function (GO): protein binding
Source: RefSeq, a predicted model, not a curated record
CCCGGUCCUCCACGGGUGGCUUCCUCGGAUGGGACGCCGGCGGCGCGGAUACCUCCCCGCCUCCCCCGGAGCCAGUCUUGCUUUUGUUGCCCUCCUCGGCGUCGUGCCCCGCGGCCUGAUCUCCCGCCUGCCAACGGGACAGUUAAAUGUGCUUGGGUUAGGCCGUUAGAAAGGGUGCUGUAGUGAGUGGUCCGAGGAAGCAGAGCCCAAGACCAAACAGCAGCAAUGUUGUCAAGGGCGCCACCACGGCGAGGCGCGUGAGGAGGAGUGUGAGGACCAGCUUGCAGGCCUGUCACCCCACACAUGGACGCAACACCCCACGCCGCCCAUUCCACUGUGUUCCCCGGUGCAUCCAUCUUCGUCUGCCUGACUAAAACUUCAAUCAUGGCUACCUGAGAGCAGGGGAGUAAUCAUGGGCUCCCACCUGUGGGGGCUCACUGUUUAGGAGAGGUCCCCAAUUUUCACACCUCUCCAAACACAAGGAAGCUCAUGGAAGACUUAGUGUUAAACUAUGGAUUGCUCAUUGUGUGUUUGAUUGAACAACUUGUGUAUUUCAACAAGUGAAAUUCCUUUUGUGGAUGGCUAAAAGACACUGAGUCACUGUUAUAGCUGUAAAUAAUACCUUUUAGUUCAUUCUUGUGAAUAACUCUUGUGCCAACUUCCUGUCUUUCAUACUCAUGGCUGUGAAUCUGCUGAAGCUCUAUUUUCCUACGUAGCUAAUUUUCAUCAUGCGAUGAGUUUGUACCUGACAAACUUCAACUGCACAAUGCAGUUGAAGAUAGUGCUGCAUUUUUAAAGAAGACUUUGAGACACUGGGAAGUGUUGCAGUUACACUUAAGUGUUGGUGAAGUUUCUGACCAUGGGCCGCUGUGAGGUUGGUGAAUGUACACAGGGCUGUCGGUCACGGCAGCAUGGGGCCCAGAUCACCGCAGCAAUCAUAAGGGGCACAGAGACCCAGGCAGUUGCUUACAUGAAGAACCUGUGUCAGCGCUUCUACUCAGUGACUGAUGCCACAGGGAAGACGGCACUUCACACUGCAGCAUCUUGUGGUAAAAGAAGGGUUGUGAAGUGGCUCAUGUCACAUGGCUCACCCUUAAAUCAGCGGGACUGGGAGAGCGGGUAUACCCCUUUACAUCGUGCCCUUUUCUAUGGCCACCUUGGUACUGCCUGCACCCUUAUUCAGGCUGGCAGCAGCACUUCCACCCUUGAUAAUGAUGCCCUCACCCCCUUGGAUCACAUCAACUUUGACCGGGCCCGUUCCAUGUCCUUCACUUCCUCUAGACCAACUCAAGUGUACCUUUGGGGAAACAACACAAAUUUUAAUCUUGGGCAGACUAGUCAGCAAGCUCGAGGAACUCCAGAAUGCUUAGACAUCUUUCACCGUGAGGGCCACAAAAUUUCUGACGUGGUGCUAAACAAGUUCCAUACCUUGUUUUUGACUACUGGUGGCCGGGUGUACACUUGUGGCCAUGGUCAGGGAGGCCGUCUGGGCUUGGACACCAAUGCUCCAGUCAUUACUCCUCGUCCCAUUAAGGCCUUCACUCACAUCAAUGUAAUUAAAAUUGCCAGUGGAACACACCACUCACUCUUCUUGACAGAUGCAGGACAGGUGUUCAGCUGUGGAAGUAACCUCUAUCAUCAACUUGGUUUAAGUCCUCCCCCUGAGUAUGUCUACACUCCAAAGUUGUUGACAUGGCACAAGGAUCACAAGGACACAGUCAUCACUGGCACUGAGGCAGCGAAAUAUCACUCGGUUAUUUGGACACCUCGUGCAUUGUACACAUUUGGUCUCAAUGCAGGCCAGCUUGGGCAUUUCAGGAAUACUAAUGAAUCCACUGUUGUAACUCCAAGAAAUGUUACCAGUAUUGUUUUAAAGGAAGAUGGGAAUCUUACUUGUGUAGGAGUAAGUGAUGGUGCCACAGUACUGUCAACGUCACAUGGUGCUAUAUAUGUUCUACACCAAUACCAGAUCCGCAAAGUAGCAUCCAAGAUGCUGGGAGUUGUCAAAGUGGCUUGUGUUGGUGGUCACCUUGAUUCUAAAGUUGGUGCUAAAGGGCUGAUACAGCAUGGAGGGGAUGAUUUGAAAAUUGCAGUUCUAGUAGGAAGAGGAGCUCAUCAUCUUUACCUUUGGACUGAGCAGUCCUCUCAUCUCUCUCGGUGCACAUUUAAUAUCAGCCGAGAAAUAUGUGUUGUUGAUUUUUGUAUGAGCUCCCAUUGUCUUGGGAUUGUGACAAAUAGUGGUGAGGCUUUUUCUGGUGUGAUUUCACCUUCUCGAACACAGAAAGGCAAUGAGAAACCACCACUGCGUAAAUCUCUGUGGACCUCAGGGCAUUCAGCAGAUACAUACUACACCACUUCUUGCAUCACUUUACGACUCACACGGAUUCCUGCUCUGCAUCGCACCUUAUCCAUCAUGUGUGACCCUAAAGGCUUGAACUUUGCUGCCCUACAGAAUGAUCCUGUCAGUUUUCUGUCAAAUUUUCCACAAGUAAGCCCCAGUACUUUCAAUGAAAAUUUCAAAUCCUUUUGGGAAAACACAUAUGAAACUGACACUAUCCAUGAUGUGGUGGUAAUAUGUGGAAAGCAAAGAUUUCCUGCCCACUCAUAUAUUCUUGCCACACACAGCCAGUACUUUCACCGUAUCCUGCUUCAUGAUACAAAUAAUCCAAACCAUGUACAUAAUCAGAAUGCCUGGAACACUCAAAAUGAAUCAGAAGUGAAAUGCUUGGUGCUGUCUGAUGUUCAACCCGAAGCUUUUCAAGAAGUUCUAAGCUUCAUGUAUACUGGAUCCUGCAAGCAUAUAUCAUUCAGAAAUGGCAUCAGUCAUGCUGAAAGAAAUAUAGAUAAUGUAAAUGGCAAUAUCUCUGACUUAAAUGAGUGGGAGAUAUACAGAAAUUUGCAUCAACAGUCAGCUCUCUCAACCAAUUUAGAAGUUGAAGAUACAAAGGUAUCAGAGAAGUCAAGGAAAAGAAAAGGGAAAAAUUUGGCGGGACCCUCAAACCUCUUGCAAGCUGUUCUUUCUUUGGCAAGAAAACUGGAAGUACAAACACUUGAACAGGCUCUCAUGAAUUAUAAGAGAAUGGAAAGAACUGAAGAAGAAAUGUAUUUUGAUCUUAUGGAGUGUAGGGAAAAUUUUUCUUAUUGCCGAAAAAACCUGCCAGAGCUGUGGGAUGUCACGGUGACCAGCAAGAAUGGAGAUGCCAUAAGAGCCCACAAAUGCAUUUUGGCAGCAAGAUUAGAGUAUUUCAGCAUCAUGUUUGGCUCUAGAUGGAAUGAGGCAGUUGCAUCAGAAUCCAUAAGCAUGCCCCUUCCCACAAGUAUUCUGACUGUAAUCCUUGAUUACCUCUAUGAGGAUGAUGCUUCAAAGCUCUGGCAGUGCCAUGAUACUGAGUUUCUGUGCAAUGUUUUGGUGGUGGCUGACCAGUUCCUGAUAACACGGCUGCGGGAACUGUGUGAAAAAGCUAUCGCUGGUCUUCUUACAUUAAAAAAUGCUGCUGAACUGUUAGAAUUUGCAGCUGGAUACAAUGCAGUGGGACUGAAGACUACAAUAAUGCAGUUUUUAUGCCAGAACUUAGUUGCUGUGCUAGAAAAUGGGACACUUCUUUCUUCUGUGAGUCAAGAAAGGCUUCAAGAGCUGAGUGAAUAUUAUAGAAGUGUUAAUGACUGCAUGUCAUACCGCAUCAUGACUCCACAUGAUGUUCCUCCUGACACAAAGGACCUUCAGCACAACUUGGAUGAAAAUCCUUUUAUCUUACAAGAAUCUGAUGAAGAAAUGGAAGGCACAUUUCAUUUAAAGGAUGAGAAGGCAUUUAUGAGUGGUGGAACCCCUGGAUCGUCACGCAAAAAGAAGCGACAGCACCGAAACAGCCAAGGAGAUGGUCGGCACCGCAAGCCCUCAACCUCCUCCUCUGUGUGCUCCUCAGACUAUGACCAGAAGGAAUUGGAGGAGGAGUUUGAGAAUAUGAGUUUUGAUGAUUUGGAGGAGAGGAAGCAAUCCCCUGUGGGAGAAUCUGUUGAAGUGGAGACCACAAAGGAGGAAACCAACAGCCUGACUGGAAAUGUUUUAAAGAACUGGGACAAAGACAUUACUCAGUCAAAAUCAGAUAAUGCUUCAUGGCAGAAAGUUAAAAAAAAGAAGAGCACUUCUAGCCAGCCAGUCAGUAUAACAGUGAAGUCUCCAGUACAAUCUCCUGCAAAAGAAAAUACUUGUUUAGACAUUUUUCAGUCUGCAGGUAUUACACGACAAAAUUCUCAGGACACAAAUACAUAUUCAAAUGUGUCAUCCAGCAGCAGGGUUGAAGAGAGCUCUUUCCCCAAGUUUCCAAGUCUACAAGAAUCCAUAUCCACUGCACAGCGAACUGUUCACACCACCAAAAACAGUAAGAUACAAAAGCUCUCUCAAAAGCAGCGGAAGAGGUUGAUUAGUGAAACCGCAAACACCCCACCACCUGACAAAGUCAAAGUGCCUCCCUGCCCAUGGGGUUCAUCUUCUCCCGCCUGGGGUAAAGAAAAAGGAACAGAAGAUACCAGCUCUGAUACCAGUAGUCUGGCAAACAUUAUGAUGUCUGAGAUGACGAAGGUUAAGAAGAACAGCAUUCCAAUCAACAUCCCAGAUAACAAGAACAGACCGACUACCAUUAUCCAAAACAAGAAUGGUGGAACUCCAAGCAACAGUUACAAGGACCAAGAAUCAGUAGCUUGGUCUGCAGUCACACCUUCUCCAACAUCCACCAUCAACAGCCCUCCCUUAAAUAACAAUGGGCAGUUAACCAUUAAAGCAACCAGCAGUGAUUGUGCUGCACCAAGUUUCACCCACAUACUAAUGGAAGAGGAGACGCGCUCAGACAACCUGUUGAGAGAACGCUCAAAACCUCUUUCUCUAAUCCAGGUAGAGGACCGUGCUAUUGAGGAGCUUUUGGCAUUCUAUGGAGCAGGCGAAUGUUUUGAAGAGAGGAUUACAGUUACCCGGGUAAGAGGAUCCAUUGCAAACCCUACAUGGAGUAAAUGAUUAACCUCAUCAACCUGUCAUGUGUAUUAGCUCCCCUUGGGUUGUGUCAUGCAUCCAGUGUGUGUUUUUAUCACGUUUUCAGUUGCUAAUGAAAACUCAACAGACAGACAGAUUAAAGACCUUGCUUUAAUUUCAAACAAAUGCAUAUUUUAAAUAGAGCAAUAAAUCACUUUUUUUUUUUUUGUUGUUGAAUUAUAGCAUUAAAAGGAAACAAUUAUAAUCAAAAAAUUAUUCUUAAAGGCUAAUGGAAUAUCACUGGCCACUGAGAUGGGAAAAUCAGUAUGUAGACUUACAGAUGUGUUAAUUAGUGUUCAUUAUGCCCAGUCAUGUGGUAAUAUUUGUUUAUCAGAUAUACAGUUGAACUUUUGAGUAUUGGCCUUAGGAAUUUUAUUCCUGAACAACCUUGAGAAGUUUUUUGAAAGAUAUUUUGUGUGUAUAUCAUUUAAUUUAUACAUGAACAACCUCCAUAAUUCUGUGAUCAGAUGAUGGCAAAUGUACAUUGGUUAAUGGAAAUAUGACCUUAACCUUGAUCCACCUAGGCAUGCUAUGGCACCCCUAUUUCUCUAAUUUUUCAGACUGAUACCCUAUUUAUAUAUAAGAUGUUUUAAGUGCCAAGAACACUGCACUCAACUUCAUAGCAAUGUAAGGAGUAAUAUGUAAUACCUGCAUACACAUAUCACUGUAAAGAGAAAAAGCCUUUUUCAGCUUUGUAAAGUGGAUAUUGAUGGAAAGGUAAUAAUUUCUUUAAAAGGGACAUGCUAUCAUUGAUGGAUCUUGAAUUAUAUAAAUGAGAUGAGCUUAACUCCACACCUUAGUUAAUGACCUGUAACAUAGAAACUAGAACUGUAUUCAUGCAUAAUCUUCAUAUUCAUAUUCGAAUGCGAAUAGGCCAUUAAUGGAAAGGAAAGGUAAUUUAUUUUUGACAAAUUUAAAAUCCCAUUUGUUCAUGGUGAAAAUUCUUCUCAACACCUUCAAUUCUUUUUUUGUCUAUUAAAAUCUAGCAGAAAGAUAAAAAAAAAAAUUCUUUAGCACUGCUGGAUGUACCUGAAAGGUGUAAUUUGCAAGAAAUGCAAUGCUCAACAUAUGCAUUGUCCUAGUGAUGUUACCACAAAUUAAGAUACUGGCAGACAAAAAUGUAAACCAGAAAUCUAUAGUGUCAUGUGAUAGCUAUUUUAAGUCUGACCUUGUUUCCAUAUAGUUUCCUAGAAAGCAGGGUCAUAACUCCAACUUCCUUAAAAGUGAUGAGGGACUAUAAUGUGGAAGAAUGCAAGGCUGAAUAAUUACUACUUGACCCAAAAUUCAAACCCAUGACCUCUUGGUUGUGAACUGAGUGUCUUGGCCUCUACAUGACCAGUGAGCUUUGUACUUUUUUUUCUCAUGUUGUACAUAUACAUAUGUAUCUUGGAGCUCCACUUGAUCCUCUUCACCGAGUUCCACUGGUGACUAGAGUUUGGGUUGAUAUAUGUUCAUAAGAACAGGAUUUGGGCUGUCAUCGGCCACUUGGCAAUGACUGAAAAUUGUCAGCUGUAGCGGUGGGCAGGAGUUAAACCCAAGUCCUCCCGGACUCUGCGCCCACAUGCUGACCUCUCAGCCACCGCUUCAUGUCUUGAGAUAUAUAAUGUAAUAAAUCUUGGGUUAGAAAAUUGUAUGUAUUAAAUCAUCACUACAAUCAUGUAGUCUGCUAUUUUAGCGCAAACAAAUAUUAAAACACUAUGGGAAAAAAAAAAAAAUGUGAAAACUGUCUGCCUUAGUUUUGGAAUCUUGAUACAGUGUAUUUUUAUUAGAUCAAAGCUGCAUCGAUUGUUGGGUUCUCAUAUUUUAUAAUAUUUGCAAUUUUGUGUGAUCACACGUUUUGAUUUGGAAGACUGAAACCUUUGAAUCUAGUUAUUCAAGGUUCAUGUACUAUGUACAUGAAAUACACAGGAGAGGUAUAAAAUGUAGAAAUUAUUGUCAGGCAGGUACAUAAAAGCACACUGAGAUGAUAGCCUGCAUCAUAUUGAGAGAAAAAAGGACAAUAGUGCCAAAACAAAAAGCACAAAUGAUGUUGUUAGCUAAAGCAGAAGGGGAACAAUAGAAUGGAGUGGGCAAGGUUUAUAAAGUAGAAAUCACACACCAAGGUUGCACUCCUUAUGAGCUUGAAAGCUUGAGCCUAGUAAUCUUUGAGGAAAUUAUGACAUAAAAUAUCAGCAAGGAAGCUGCUGUUCUACCCAUACCAGGGUAUUAGGUGACAGCAAUGGAAUGGUGGGUGAGUCUUUGUGUCCUUCACUGGUUUUACCUUCAAUAAGAGUUAUUCCCAUUCUUAAGUUUUUUCUUGGUGCAUCCAGUAUGUUGCCCCAUAUGGGUAACAAUGCAAAUUUUAUGAGUGGGGAAGAAAUGUGAUGUUAUAUUGAUUUUAUCCAUUCCAUAAUAUCAGUUUGUUUGAAUUAUUGGUCUGUUAUAAAUUUCAAAAGGGAGAAGCUCAGCAAACUCAUGGAUUUUUUUUUUUUUCUUUUUUUUUCUUGGAUGGAUCUGAGACUUAAAAAGGCAUAUAUCAUAUAUCUCUGUGAUCUCCCUUAUGUACAUAACCCUUGUCUGACACCUUAUUCCCUCCACAGUCCCCAUUAAUGGGAUAGCCAUGAGGUCUUCAGCUUUGCUUAUUCAAACUCAUUUUUGUAUGUAUAUCUUAUGAUGUAUUUAUAUAAAUUAAAGUAAGCUGCUGCAUAAACUUGUCCAGUACUCAUAAGUUUUAUUGGAUUAGGAGUGUAGGUUGGCACACUGUUAACUGAAGUUUUGAAGAUGGAAAGCAUAAUGUUUUAAUUAAUUUUGUGUUUUUUGUACUAAAAAUUAAAGGAUUGUUAUAUGUACAUUAAAACUUCAGAAAAAAAAUAA